CUCAAGCAGCUCUGGUGCGCACUGCGCAUGCUCACUUCGUGAUACGGAAGAAAGGAAAAUGUCUCUAGCGAGCUUUUUACCAGCGCCGACGCAGCUGUCACAGGACCAGUUAGAAGCCGAGGAGACGCUUCGUGCCCAGAAGUCGUACUCCACCGCUCUGGUCGCGUCCCGCAGAGAGCCACCUCCAUACGGGCACAGGAAAGGCUGGGUGCCCCGCGCGCUCGAGGACUUCGGAGAUGGAGGAGCUUUCCCAGAGAUCCAGGUGGCCCAGUUUCCUCUGGAAAUGGGCAGAAAGAGGAAAACRUCCAACGCCCUGGCAGUGCAAGUAGAUGCUGAAGGAAAAAUCAAAUAUGAUGCCAUCGCCAGACAAGGACAGGGAAAGGAAAAGGUGAUCUUUAGCAAGUACACUGACCUGCUGCCAAAAGAAGUUCUUAACGAAGAUGCUCAAGAGCUGCAGCGACCUGAUGAGGAAGCCAUAGAAGAGCUGACAGAAAAGACCCGUGCUGCCCUAAACAAACAGGUGUCUCAGAAGAUUGCUGCUGCCAUGCCUGUUCGAGCUGCAGACAAACAAGCCCCUGCACAAUACAUCAGAUACACCCCGUCYCAGCAGGGAGUGGCUUUUAAUUCUGGAGCCAAACAGAGAGUGAUCCGUAUGGUGGARAUGCAGAAAGACCCCAUGGAGCCUCCCCGUUUCAAAAUCAACAAGAAGAUCCCCCGAGGGCCUCCAUCACCCCCCGCCCCUGUUAUGCACUCUCCAAGCAGAAAGAUGACAGUGAAGGAGCAGCAGGAGUGGAAGAUCCCUCCAUGCAUUUCCAACUGGAAGAACGCAAAGGGCUACACCAUUCCUCUGGACAAACGUUUAGCUGCUGAUGGGAGGGGUCUGCAAACCGUCCACAUCAACGAAAACUUUGCUAAGUUGGCAGAGGCGCUCUAUAUCGCUGAUAGAAAGGCCAGGGAGGCUGUGGAGAUGCGAGCUCAGGUAGAAAAGAAGAUGGCUCAGAAAGAGAAGGAGAAGAAAGAGGAGAAGCUCAGAGAGCUGGCUCAAAUGGCUCGAGACCAAAGAGCGGGGAUUAAAAGCCACGGUGACAAAGCAGGUGGUGACGACAGCGAGGCCAGAGGGCGUGAUAUGAUCCGCAUUGACAGAAAGAAGGACCGACAGCACGACAAGAACAUUUCCAGGGCUGCUCCCGAUAAGAGGUCAAAGUUACAGAGGGAUCAGGACAGAGACAUCAGUGAGCUCAUUGCUUUGGGCAAACCCAACCCUCGUUCCACCAGCGAAGCUCAGUACGACCAGCGGCUCUUCAAUCAGAGCAAGGGUAUGGACAGUGGUUUUGCUGGUGGUGAAGAUGACACGUACAACGUGUACGAUAAGCCGUUCAACAGUGGCAGAGACAUGGCCUCCAACAUCUACAGGCCCAGCAAGAACAUCGACAAAGAUGCCUACACAGAUGACUUYGACUCACUUAUGAAGAACAACAGGUUCGCUCCUGACAAAGAGUUCUCUGGUGCCGAGCACGGGCAGAGGAGAGAAGGACCGGUUCAGUUUGAGGAGGAUCCCUUCGGUCUGGACAAGUUCUUGGAGCAGGCCAAGCAGCACGGCGGCUCCAAGAGGCCGUCCACCAGCACCCGCUCCAAGGACGACUACCACGACAAGAAGCGCAGGAAGGAGUGAGAACAGCUCGAAGCACAAACUGACAGCUGGUGGCUGUUUUGGAAGAAGAGUGGGAYGUUGCAUAAACUUGUCUCACAAAACUGUACAUGUGUUGAUCUAAAAAAAAAAGUGUGUAAAAUUGUCCUUUUUUAAACCUCUUUUUGGUUCUUUAAUCUGUUGAUCAUUUCUGAAAAGUUAAAUACAACUUGGUCAAAAUGAUCCUUGUUUAAGCUCAGACUAAUGCAGAUACAUCCUGUAUUUUUGUGCUCUAGAACUGAAGUAGUAUAUUUUGUACAUAUAUAAAAGUAGCCCCAACAGGAAACUUCACAGGAACAUUUACUGCUAAAUAUUUGCUUUUUUAUUUCUCAUUUAUUUUUAGCUUUUAUUUAAGCUUCUGAUGUGUUUGUUGAGAACAGUCCAGCARAUUUAAACAAUCCGGAGGAAGAUAUUCAGUCAAGCUUUAUAAAUCCUGUACAUUGCUACUAAUGAAAUAAAUUUCGUAGUGCUAAAAUAUAAAGACCAUAAAAAA
Austrofundulus limnaeus is the source of this 2180-nucleotide messenger RNA. It is a transcript of the gene snw1, whose product is annotated as SNW domain containing 1. NCBI's taxonomy places the organism in Eukaryota, Metazoa, Chordata, Actinopteri, Cyprinodontiformes, Rivulidae. Gene Ontology annotation, cellular component: spliceosomal complex. The transcript has 14 exons. The coding region runs from base 59 to 1672 and encodes 537 amino acids. The record is from RefSeq and is a predicted model, not a curated record. Gene Ontology annotation, biological process: mRNA splicing, via spliceosome.